This is a messenger RNA of Drosophila obscura, 2487 nucleotides long. RefSeq names its product protein C12orf4 homolog. Gene Ontology annotation, cellular component: cytoplasm. NCBI's taxonomy places the organism in Eukaryota, Metazoa, Arthropoda, Insecta, Diptera, Drosophilidae. The transcript has 4 exons. The record is from RefSeq and is a predicted model, not a curated record. Bases 278 to 1888 code for a protein of 536 amino acids.
GCCGCUGACAGCUGUUGUGUUGUGAUGGCUCAUUUUUGCGUUAAAAAGUGAGCUCCAAUUGGAUUAAAAAUAAAAAACAAAUUUGGGCCAUCCCGCAGAACCUAUGGCACUUUCAGCUGCAUCAAGUCGUUCGUGAGCAAGAUCUCUCCCUACGAUCCACGCGAAGGCUUCUCUACUACAAGACAUCCCGAUAAGCCCUCAAUUACCGGGACAGGACUGAAAUUCGUGUUGCACAUCAAGGAACUGCUACUGCAGCUGUUCGCCAAAGCAUUCCGACAUGGACUCUACUGCCACACGUACUGUUAGCUUUGUGUACAACUACAAGGACCAUGAAAACAAAGACUGCGCAGUCCAGCUGGACAUCAAAUUCCCCUUCGACCAGGAGAACCUGGAGGAGUGUCUGACGCAGCUGCUCAACCAAAUGGAUCCCAUGAUGCGGUAUCUGGACGAGAACAUUAAUUUGGAGCAGCAGCUGCAGGACUUUGUGGACACUGAGCACCAAAAGUUCCUGGACGACUACGCCGAAAAGCUGAUCGCACAGGCGGCCAACGACGAGCUCGACUUGGAGGCCAUUGUGCGGGAUACAGAGCGGCUGUACAAGGACGAGCUGCUGCAGUUUGCAGAUCGUGUGGGCCCCAGGGACGAGGAUAUAUUUGCGCAGAGUUUCCAUCGCCUGGUGCACUCCUCGUCGCUGGAGGAAAUCCUCAAGCGAGAACGAGUCUACGCCAAAGUCAUAGCCGGAAUGACGGAGCACAUGGACAGUGAGGUGGAGACGCUCAAUACUAGCCAGCAGCAGGAGAUGGACAGCCAGAUCAAUCAGCUGGACAUAACCACCACCUCGGAGGACAUCAACAAUCUGCUGGCCCAGCAGUACACCACCCAGAACUUUGUCCGCAAGCGCUACGAGUCGGAGCUGGAGGCCAAGAUGGGUCACCAGAAGAACGAGUACCGCGACUGGAUCACGAGUCAAGUGAGCCAAAUGUUUCAGGUCUCGCCGGUGGCCACGCCGCUGGGCAAUCGCUCCUCCAUGUUCGUUUCGCAACAGCCGUCGAUGGAGGAGAGCUUCACCAUACAUCUGGGCUCCCAGCUGAAACACAUGCACAACAUUCGCAUUCUCAGUGCCAACGUGACGGAGCUCUGCAGUCCCCUGCAUGCCGAGGAGAGCUUGAAUGGCCUAAACAUGGCCCUGGGCCUCUACUCCAGCUCCCUGUGCGGUGUCGUGGUGCUGACGCCGUCUAUUCAGGCAGAGGCCAACAAGAAUAUCAUCAAAAAUGCCAACAGGUCGACAGAGUUUCACUUUGAGCAGAUCGACGUUCAGAUGGAGAAGAUCGAGAAGCAGAUCCGCACCCUUAGCACCACCGAUUCGAGCGGCACUCCGAGCACUGCCAGCAGCAACGGCAGUGCCGAGGGCAGCGUCACACCCUCGCCCACCAAAAAGCAUGUGCCCCGACUGAAAACGGGAGACUUCUUCAUCACCAGACACUCGAAUUUGUCUCAAUCCCAUGUCAUAUUCCAUCUGAUCUCGGACGAGCCCAUCAACAGUCCGAGUGAGAUCAACUCGCGUCAUCCGGUGAUUUUGGGCCUGAGGAACAUCCUGAAGACGGCCAGCAGACAUGACAUCACCACGCUGACGAUUCCGGCUCUGUUGCGCCACGAGAUGAGCGAGGACAUGACCGUGCAGUGGUGCAUCAGGCGGGCGGAGCUGGUCUUCAAAUGCGCCAAAGGAUUCAUGAUUGAAUCAGCGUCCUGGGGCGGUGCAGAGCUAAGCACUUUGCAAUUGCUACUGCCGGAUGAUAUAUCGGAGAGCCUGUUUACCACGCUGGCUGGUAUGGUGCCCAGCGUUUUUCACGUGGCCAAUCCGAAGAUUCUGGUGGACACCAGCAAGUAGUAGACUGGACUGCUGGCUGCUGACUGCUGUGUGCGAGUGCAUUCCUGAAAGAACGUUUGAACUUAUAAGAAAGACUACUCUAAUUUAAUUGUAUGAAUAUACAGUUUAUUCAGAUUCAGAGUUAUAUAUGUAUAUAUAUGUAUAUGUAUACGUAUAUAUGCUUCGGUAUUCGUCGCCACGCUCAAAAAGUUGUUUGUUUCUUUACUCGUAAAUUUAACACACACCCAGAAGUUUUGUGUAAAUGUUCCUGUAUCAAUUUUUGUCAAUAAUUUAUCGCAACCUUUUGUUUUCGUUCCAAACUACAACACUACUGCUCGUACAAUGUAUAAGUACAUAUGCAUAUACUAUAUAUAAGUAUAUAUGUAUGUAGUUAUAUGUUAGGUAUAUGUAGGUAUCGUGUGUACAUUACUUCCAAAUGUAAAUGGGUUUAUCUUUGGUUUUUGAGACCCCUUCUCCACUCUCUCCACUCCUCUCUCAUGCAUUUACUGCCAGUGUGUGUGUGUGUGUGUGUGUGUCUGUUCGGUUAUAUUUAGUGAUUAUUAUAAUAUUGGGGGGCGUGGGUGUUGUAUUGAAUAACUCUGUACUUUAACUUGUAAAUA